Malus domestica (apple) is the source of this 907-nucleotide messenger RNA. RefSeq names its product ubiquitin-conjugating enzyme E2-17 kDa-like. Gene Ontology annotation, biological process: ubiquitin-dependent protein catabolic process; protein polyubiquitination. The record is from RefSeq and is a predicted model, not a curated record. Gene Ontology annotation, cellular component: nucleus. NCBI's taxonomy places the organism in Eukaryota, Viridiplantae, Streptophyta, Magnoliopsida, Rosales, Rosaceae.
CUACUAUAUAUAAUGGGGAAACCCCCCAACGAAGGCCACUCCUGCGUCUCUCACUCGCUCUACGGCUCUCACUCGGAGAGUUUCUCUCGCUCUUCUUUCUCUCUCUAGAAGCAGAAGCUCCUCAAACCCAACCAGAAAACCCUAGCCAAAUCGCCGCACAUUGUUGUAGUUUUGUGAUGGCUUCAAAGAGGAUCAACAAGGAGCUGAAGGAUCUCCAGAAAGACCCGCCCGCUUCUUGCAGUGCAGGUCCUGUUGCUGAUGAUAUGUUCCACUGGCAAGCAACAAUUAUGGGUCCCGCAGAAAGCCCGUUUUCAGGUGGUGUUUUUCUCGUGUCCAUUCACUUCCCUCCUGAUUACCCUUUCAAGCCACCCAAGGUUGCCUUCCGAACAAAAGUUUACCAUCCGAACAUCAAUAGCAAUGGUAGUAUCUGCCUGGACAUCCUCAAGGAGCAGUGGAGUCCUGCCCUGACCAUUUCCAAGGUCCUCCUCUCCAUUUGCUCCCUGCUGACAGAUCCAAACCCCGAUGAUCCUCUGGUGCCUGAGAUUGCGCACAUGUACAAGACUGAUCGACAGAAGUAUGAGACUACUGCUCGAUCCUGGACCCAGAAGUAUGCCAUGGGCUAGGGGCGUCUUCUUGUCUUUGGGAAAUCAAUCUAGCAUGCUUGAAUGUUAUGGUAAUAGUAAAUAAAUAGAUGUAAGAAGUGGAACCGGGAUUUAAGAUGCUUGUUCUUGUGUUUCGUCUGCGUGUCGUGUCGUUGGUUCUGGAGGAGGUCUACGUAGUUUUGCCUUCCUUAAGCAUAGCUAAUGCUAUUUUCAAUAGGUGGUGGUAUAGUAAUUCAAAGUUUGGUGGAAAAUUUAUCCUUAUUUCCAGUACUUGUAAUUUUCGUGCUUUUGCUUGUUUGCAUCUA